UUGCAGUGUUUGUUGGUGUGAAGUUGCGGCUGUUUUUGAAUUACGUAGUGAAAACCACCAUUGCAUUGCAGAAGUACAAAGUGAAUAAAACUACGAAUUUAUUGAAUUUAUGGCUCGGGUUAGGUUUAGUUCUUGGUAGAACUGACGGGAAUUAAAAAGCAGAAUAAACAUUACAGGAUAUAUUUUUCAAUAUAAAAUGUGACAAAGGCAAAUUUGUUUGAAAAGAUAAAAUAUUAUAGUGACUUAGUGAUAGACUCUGAAUAUAUAGAAUGAAUAGAGGUACAAUUCACUAUAAUUCAGUAAUAGUCUAAUUAAUAGAAUACAUAGUUAUAGGCCUAUAGUAUUUAUAGAUGGCAAAUGAGGAUUUAGGAUUUUCCUAAAGUUCAUCGGAAUUGGUUACAGUUACAAAUCAGAACUAAAAUGCCUUGCAGGGGCAAACAGAGUGUUAAAGUCAAUGACUCUUUGGCUAAACCAACCCAAGAGGACCAACCCUCUGACCACAGGUGUAAUCUGAUUACAGAUGUGAGAAGGCAGUCCUUAAAUCUGCCAGUGACACAACCAGGUGCUGUGAGUGUCGAAAAUAAGGAGAAUAUUAACAAUGCAAAGGUCAAUGGUGACAAAAAAAAAUCCCCUGUAAUCUGAUUACAGAUGUGAGAAGGCAGUCCUUAAAUCUGCCAGUGACACAACCAGGUGCUGUGAGUGUCGAAAAUAAGGAGAAUAUUAACAAUGCAAAGGUCAAUGGUGACAAAAAAAAAUCCCCAGGUUUCUGUAGAGGAGAGAAAAGUGUGGAUGUGAAAGAGUCAAAAACGAAGCAACUUGUCGGUUCCAAAGUGAAUUUGAAGGAAGAAGUUGUGAUUAAUACAAAAGCUGGUGAAAGUAAAAAGGGAAAUUCUAAAAUAAAUGGUGCCAGAAAAUCAUCAGGGUCAUGCAGGGGACAGAAGAGCGUUGAGGUUAGGCCGUCUUUAAGUAGCUCUCCCCAACAAGAAGAAACUAACAAAAAUUCGAGUAAUGUUACCAAUGGAAAUAACAAAAUUAGCUCGACUAAGUCAGGGCCAUGCAGGGGUCAAAGAAAUGUUGAUGUCAAGGACACUUUAUCCAUCAAACCGAGUGAAACGAACAAAAGUGAUACUGAAGUAGAGACACAAAAAAAGGAUGUUAAGAAAACUAAAACUGUUACCAAAGAACAAUCAGCCCUUGAUGAUGGUAGGAGUGAUGUCAAGAUAAAAGCUGAUAAUGCGUUGAGCGGUUCCGGAGCUCUACCGGAGAAGAAACCGCCCACAGGUCGGGCUGGCCUGUGUAGUGGAGGAUCAAGUUCACAUUUGAAGGACUCUCUGAAACCAUCGAAGAAACAAGUAGAGAGGAAUGAGGCAAAGAAGAUUAAUGAUGGGAUGUUUGAAGAAAAGGUACUUCAUGUAGAGGAGCAAGAGGAGUUGUUAGAUGAGGAAAUGGAGGAUGACAUUGUGGAAGAGAUGGAAACAGAUGAAGAGGAAAUUUAUAUCACAUCUCUUCCCCCACCACCUAGCAUUAAAAAAUCAAAAAAGAAGAAAAAGAAACAGGCAAGGAAUAAUUAUGAUGAUCUUGAAAUGCUACUGGAUUGUUUUUUAUUCUAUCACUGUAUGAUGUUGAAUUAUUGUUUUGUUUAAGUUUAUAUGAAAAAUUAAAUGCUUGUAAAUUAUAGCAGACAGUCUAGUUACUGCUGCCAUUUAAAGUCUGUGAUUUUUAAAACUCUCAGUAUUGCAGCAACUAAUUUAUUUUGAGUAUUGAACUUAAUCAGUUUAAAUUAAUUGUUAACUAAUUAUAAGCUGCAAUAAAGCUUUUGAGCAGAUUAAUGAGACAGAAUUUGUGUAAAUAAAACAAUGAAGGUUAAGAUUUAAUUUACACGUUGGCAUUUGUAUUCUGUAUAACCAAAAUUAAAGCUUAACUUAUAUGUUUUAUUUACAAAAAUUGUUUGUGUCUCAUUAAUCUAAAUUAAUUGCUGUUUUUUUUAGUGUCAUAAAGCUUUAAGUGUUAUUCUUGGUUUCAAAAUUAAUCACUGGUUUUAUGUUUUCUUCCACUCAUAUUAAAAUUAUAGGCUACAUUAAAUUACAUAAAUAUACUGACAAUGCUGUGUAAAGUUAUUACCGUUGAGCUCAUACAUUUAAAAUAUUCUUUAUGAACACUUUUUGUAAGAAUUUUUAUUUAUUAAAUAUUAAUUAAUAUUAUGUAUUUCAACUGCUUCCAGAGAUCUAGUGAAUAUGUUGAUGAUGAACCAGAUAAAGAAAGGUCGCUGCCCAUUGGCUCACGUAAAUACAAGUAUGCAGUGACACCAGAGGAUACAGUAAAUGACCCCUUGUACAGUUCUAUUGAGAAGAAACCCCCUGUUAAAGUACCAAGAAAGACAAAGUAAGCAGAAUCAGGAUCUUCUUAACCAUAGUUUUUAAAUGAGGGAUACACAUUUUCUAUUCACACUGUCUUUUUCCUUUUUAAAUUUUACCUGAAAUAAGCAACAACAACUAAGUUUCACUUUAUUUUUAGAUAUAUAUAAGGCAUCCUUCCACCUUCGCGAGACACAGACAAUUCAUCAAAUGGUUGACGAGACCCAUCCUGGAUUGGCAGUCUUGGCUGCACUUCUCGCAAGAGAACCUUGACUCCUGGUUAAAUUUGACUAUCCAUAAUGCUAUUUUUGUUGCAAGGGCUUUGUUUCAUGGAUACUUUCCUUGCUUUACAAAAAAGCUCUGCUCCUAAGGUACUUAACCUGGGGGGGGGUUUUAUGAAGACCAGCUGUUACCUGAAGCAGCAGAUUUCCACGCUCCACGCAGCCAGCGGAUGCAAGGGAAUGACACCUGACAAUACAACUAGGCACUAACUGCAUCACAUGAGUUGCCAAAAUGCCAUUGGUAUCGGAGCCAUAUCGACUUCAGGACCCCAUCUUUGGAAUUUACAGUUUCGGUGCACUCCCCAUAGUCUUACUUUUGCUUCCCAUAUACAUUUCUAUUGAUACUUAUUUGACACUUAUCCAUUUUUCGUCAAUUUCAGUCCACACUCAAAUUUGCGAGUCAGCCAUCUUGUUGCUAACUAGAAGCUAUAUAUAUAUUUAGAUAAAAGCCUACAUUAUUAAAAAGAAAAAAUAAACUAUUUUAGUUAUCAGACUUUGCAUGAAAUUACAUGACAUAUAGAACAGAGCUUCAAAAAAGCAAAUAGAAAUAACAUAAAAAGGGUUUGCCUGUUGAUAUGUGGGUGAAUUCCUGAAAAUUUUGAAAAGUACCUGUGUAGAAACUGUGUGAAUUAGUGAACCCAGAGAUAUUGUUACUUUGGUUAUUUCUGUCACUAACUACUUUUCCAUGCAGGAGUGGCAUACAGUCAUCUGCUGAAGCUCAGGCAGCCAAUGUUGAAGAUGAAAGACCAACCAGAGUUGCUCGCCAGGACACACCCCAGAGGAAGAGAAAAAAGAAACCGUUGGACAGUGGUCAAGGUAGAUAAACCAAAAAAAACUUUAGUUAUGCUUGGUUUAUUUGUACCAGUUUCUUUAUACCAUUUUUGGACAAUUUUUUUGUACCAACAUUUAUAGAUGGUUUGCUUAUACCAUUAUCUUGGGCAAUAUGUCUGUGCCAAAAAUGUUUGACUGUUGUUUUGUUUUACCAAUAUGUUGGACAAUAUGUUUGUACCAUUAUGUUGGACAGUUUUUUUAACCAAUUUUUUUCACAUUUUUGGGGAGAUUUCAGUAUCCAACGUGCUCAGAUAUCCUGUACAAUUUCACCUACUCUAACAUGACAACAAUCUGUGCAAUCAGAUAAAAUAAAUAUAAAUGAAAAUGAAUCAAUUCCUUGUUUAAUGCAUUGUUAGAUUACAAUCACACAAAGCCUGUCACAGGUGUUUUGUAAGGCUCUUAUAGGAAACAGCAUGCCAAGGGGUGUUGAUGCAAUGCCUUAUUUCAAAAGAAGUCCUGCAGGAUUUUAUUCUUUAUUUUGAGUUAAUAUUUUUUUGUUUGUUAUCUAAGUAAAAAUAAUUCUUUAUUUGCAAAUGUUAGAUUUUAAACUCAACUUUCACUUCUAGACAUCAGAUCAGUCUAUGAGAAGCAGAUAGCCAGCCUGCAAACAGCUGAGGACCCAUUGGACUACUCACAAGAGGAGUACACCAUGACUUCACAGCCCACAGUGGAGGUUAGUUAUGUAACUUUGAUCUGAUAGUUAUGUUACUUUGAUCUGUUAGUUAUGUUACUUUGAUCUAACUCAUAGGGUUUGCCCAGAUGAGUUCUGUAAUAGGCUGGUCAUCUACUAGUCACAGCCAACAAAAAGUCUAUUUACUUUGAAAAGCUAUUAGGUGUAAGCUCCCUCAGAGGACAUUACCAAAUCAUGGAUUAUGCAUACAAAUAUUAUUUUGUUAAUUCUCUUUUAAAUUGAUUCUGAAUAGAUUCACACAUUUUCAGGAAAGUGUUGAGUGAAUAAAUAGUUGAGUCUCUCCUAGGUUAUUCAUUAUACAUAGGUCAUUCAUUUUAUAUAGGUUAUUCAUUAUGUAUAGGUUACUCAUUAUAUAUAGGUCAUUCAUUUUAUAUAGGUUAUUCAUUAUGUAUAGGUUAUUCAUUAUAUAUAGGUUAUUCAUUUUAUUUAAGGUUAUUUGUUUUAUAAUAAUUUUUUCACCAACAAAUUUUCCAUUAUUCCUCAGGAAGAAGGUGACCUUCUUGAGAAUGCUGAGGAGGAAAGAAAAAAGAAUAAGCAGAGAUUAAGAGCUAAGAAGAUGAUGGAGCUUGACAAUAGCUCUCCGGUAAAAUCUGGAGACCCAACCUUGAGAGCCUAUGACAAUGCACAGAAAGAAAUAGACAAGGUUUUGGGUCCCAGGGAUGAUGACGAUGAUGAUGAUGAGAAAGAAGAUAAUAAAAAGAAGAAGUGAGUUUUUGAGAUGCUUUUUCUCAUCAGGACAGACAGAGAGGGAAAUGAAUUAGACAGACAUAGAUAUUUUAAAUUGAGAAAUAAAGCUCAAAGUAUUCCAUCCCCUAUUAUAAUAAAAAUGUGACAUCUUAUUCAGAGUCAUUCAUUUAGUUGAGGUAAUGGUAGACAGCUGAACAUCAACAAGGCCAAAUUCACUUCGGUCUUUAAUGUCUAGGAAUAGCCGCCCUAGUGGGCCGGUGAAUCCAUGACCAGAUUAAAGUUAUAAGUUAUCAGCCAUGUGUUCAUAAUUUUGAAUUGGAUUUAUAAAUAUUUAUGUUUGAGAGUGAAGUGAGAGUUUUCAGUUGCACUGGGCUGUCAGCUAAGUUUUAAAACAAACAAAAACAAUGAUUUAUGUUCUACUUUUAUCAACUAUUUAUCACUGAAAAUAACAUCAAAGCUUUUGAUCUUUGAGUUGAUAGUCUUUGUUAGUGAGCCCUAGUUUAUUUUUCUUUCAGUGUUCUGGAAAUUAAGUCUGUCCAUAUGCAGAUGAAAUACAGUUGGCACAAUGAUUAACAUAAAUAUCAAAGACUUGAAUGAUUAACUUCAAAUCUAGAUCCACUUCUAAUCACAGUCUUACUUGUAAAAUCACUUUUUGACAAAUUUUUCUUUUCUUGUCAUGUUUCUAAUUUUAUUGCUUACUGUGACAGGCACAAACAAAAAGGAAAGAAGAAAAAAGUAAAGAAGGGAGAGGAUGUAAGUACUCAUCAUAGACAUUAAAUGUUAUAGUGUCCCUUUGCAACUAAGGUCCCAUGAGUGCAAAGUCCCUUUGUAUCUAGGUCCCAUGAGUGCAAAGUCCCUUUGUUACUAGGUCCCUGAGUGCAAAGUCCCUUUGUAACUAGGUCCCAUGAGUGCAAAGUCCCUUUGUAACUAGGUCCCAUGAGUGCAAAGUCCCUUUGUAACUAGGUCCCAUGAGUGCAAAGUCCCUUUGUAACUUAGUGCCAAGUCCCAUAGUUUUUCUAUAUGAACCAUUAAGAGUAAAUGUUUCAUUGUUACUGUAAUUUGAGUUAAGUUCCUUUGGCUCUGUGAAAGUUAGAAAAAGAUAUUAAUGGCUAUUUAUAAUAAAAACUGCAUAGUUAAAAUAUUAAAUAACACAAAUGUGAUAAUAGCGAUAAAUAAUUCAAAUAAAUUAUGUGAAAUUCUGCUCAUGUCAAAUUGUGCAUAUCAGAUUUCAAAGUCUCUCAGCUCACUCACAAUGAUACACCCCUUCCCCACCCUCUAUUAACAGAAUGAAGCUUUUAGUGACGAUGACGACGAGAAAGUUGAGAAUAAAGAGGAAACUCUGGAGGAAGCCAGGCACAGGAUGCACAAACUUCUGGACGAUGCCUUUUCACUUAUCUCCCACAGCAAAUCAUCCAUUGGGUCAGUUUGCCUGUCAAUGUUUGAAUGAAGAAAGUUUCAAUUAAGAUUCCUAAAUGUAUGGUCUUUGUAAAAGGCAUAUAGUGAUUGAAAUGAGACCUUGUAGAAAUGGAAGAUUCAUUUAUUUAUAAAAGACUAUUCACAAAAUUAAUGUGUAGACCCACUACCAGAUGGUCAUAAAAAUGUGACUAAAAGCUCUGGGGACCACUGGUCUUUAAUUUAAGCUGAACAAAUCCUGAAAAUGUUUUAGUAAUAGCCUACAAAGUGAAUGUGAUCUCACUUCUUUUGUACCCUAACCAAAUAAUUAUAUGUGCAUGACUGAUGAUUAAUGAAAAUAACUUCAACUUGAAUCCAGCUCUCUUAGUUCUAAUAUAUCUUCCUUAAAACAUGUCUGUAGCUCCUCAGUGACAUCUAUCAGGAAAUUGUUGAGGUGGGAGACUAAUCACAUAAUGUAGCUGUAGUAGAAACUCACUCCUGUUUGAUUGUUGUUGUGUUACAAAAACUUGCAGUAGACUUGAUGUUAGCUUCCAGUUAAAUCCCUCCUAAAGUUGUUUUAACAAUUACUUGUAGUAGACUUGAUGUUAGCUUCCUGUUAAAUCUGUCCUAAGUUGCUUUAUUUUUUUUUUAAUAGAAUUAUCUGGAUACAGUACAUGCUAUUCAAUUCCUUUUUGGUAGUAAACAUAUUUUUUGUUCAGUUUAAUCCUUGCAUUAGGGCAGUGGUCUCCAAAUUAUCAACUUACCGCAACCUCAUAAAAAAAAAAACAUCAAAGAAAGCAAUAAAAAACUUUACAGUCAUUUGUGCUUGUGUAAAUAUUAUUUACUAUGUGGUAAAAAUUAAUCUAUGUGGUAAGCAAUCUCUGGCAUCAAUUUAUAAAAUGACAAUCAACCAGGACAGACAAAAGCUCAAACAUUCAAAGCCUAACUGACUACAUGCUCCCAUACAAAACAGAUACAAAAUUUAAUAAAUUGUUAUGAAAUAUUUCAGCAAAACAUAUUUGUUAUGUCAUCAUGUUUUUUUUUAUUAAUUAAUAUUGUCUUAUUGGUUAUCAGCCUAAUCUUGUUAUGCUCACUUUGGGGUUCUCAAAGUUCACUGUGGAGCAGUGGUGUAGCUGGGAUUGGUGCAGCCCGGAGCAGGCCAUGAUCCCCCUACCCACUUUUCCAUUAAAAAAAAACAAUGCGGCUGCAAAAAAAGGCUGCCCAACUGUAAAAAUUAUUACUAGUCGUUCGCCCCCCCCUUGUUUUUUUUUUUCUACACCACUGCUGUGGAGCCUUAUUUUAUGUUUUCUUUAUUUCAGUAAGAAAUCAUUUUUUAAGCUUGAGAUUGAGAGCCUAUGAUCUAGAAUAUUUAUUAGAAAAAAAUAGAACUACCAGAGAAUAAAUUUAAUAUUCUGCAAAACUUUACAGUGCCAUAUUUGUGUAAAAUAGUUACCAAGCAUUUCUAGUGCUGAUGUACUGAAAAUCACUAAAUUAUUGGGUCCUAGUCAGUGAAACAAGAGAAUAAACUCGAUUGAUUGAUGAUAUUCCAUAUGUGUACAUUACAAGCCCUCAUUAGCGGAACAAAUUGUUGACCUCAAUUAUAUUUUUAUUUCUUAUUGGAAGACUUAUGGUCUGAAGCUGUUAUUUCCCAAUAUUGACCUUUUGAAUUUAAAUUUCUACUUGGAAUUAGUAACUUUUAAUACAGAAAUACUUAAAGCUUUUUACCCACUUGUUAACAUGCUUCCAGUGGACUAAAUAUUUUAAAUUGUGAAAAGCUAAAGCUACCAACAUAUUUUUUUCUAUUCAAUUUAUGACUAAGAUAAUAUAGGUGUAUGAGUCUUUUUAACUUUUUUUCUUUUAUACAUUCUUUCCAUUAAUUUUUGAGAUUUAUAAAAAACAUACAAAUGUUUAACCUAUUUUUCAGCAACAAAGUGCAGCCAUCUAGUAGUGAUGACCAAAGAUCACAACCAAGCUCAGCCAGGUACUGAGAGACUUCAAUCAUUCUAUUGCACUAAUUAUUUUGACAUUGGGGUGGCGAGAUUUUAUCUACAUUCUUUGAAGUGUCAUCAAUUUAUAAAACAAAAGACACAAACUUUAUGUGUAUGUAACAAGCUUGUUUCAGACAUGAGAGAUAAAAUGUAUUUUGUCAGUUUUAUUAAAACUUUAAUUUAAUAGGGAAGGUUUGUGUAUUUUAUUCUACUGAACCUCUGUAGCAGUCCAAGCAUCUUAAAUUUACUGAGUGUAAAGUCUUUGUGUAAGCCAUUAUUAAUAAUGUAAGACUUUAACAAUGGUGAAACCAAAUUUAAAGCUUCAGUGUUGAGUUAUAUUAAAUAUAAAUGCAUGGUUUGUGUAUAAUUAUAUAAAAUACAAUUAACAAGUUGCAUAUAUAAGUUUUUCAAUUAAUGUCAAUCUACGAGUUUAAGAAAUUUCCCUCUUAGUUAUAGCUUUUAUAUGAUAUCACAAUCUAAAAAUUAAGAUUUUUUGGUCACUCUUUUAUUAUUUGUGCUCUACAUUAAUCUAGACAAAAAUAUCUUUUUAAGAUAACUAAUGCAACCUGUUGGAGAAAUUGUCUUAUUUCAAUUUAGAUUGAUAAAAUUCUAAUAGCGCUCUCAGCUCAGCAAAUAUUUUGAUGACAAUAAUUUGUACGAGUAGUUUAUUUAAUUAAGAUCCAUAAUUUUAAUUUCACAGAGAAGACCGUAGUGUUCAAGCAAAUAUGGAAUCUCCAAGACUGGAAAGUGAGUUAAUAAUGAAACUGAGAACAUUGCCUGAACAGUUGCACACAUACUACACAAAAUGGAAAAAUAAGCCUAUAAGAUAUAACUUUGACUUUUACAUAACAUGGUCACAAAUAUGACAUGGACAAAAAUAAAUGCAGCAUCGACACCUAUUUAAUAUGUAGACAUGUAGCAUAGACACACAAAAAGGUCGGGCCAAUAUUUUUAAUUUAUUAUAAUAUCUGGAAGGCCCAUAAAGCAAAUCAUUUUGGGCCAAGGUAUUUCUAUUUUAGAUUAAAAUAGUUUUUUUUUGUAAGAAGGCUCUGUUACCCUUUUAUUCCAGUGUUGAAUCUAAUACAGAAAUCUAACACAACAUGGUGGGGAGACUGCAGUCAAGCUUAAAUCUUACAAAAAGUACUUACCAAAAGUAUCUACAUGUAUUAUCUAAAUUUUAGUUUUAAAUUUGGUACAUUUCAACUUUUUUCUAUCAUCACUGUUUAUCUCAUAGGUAAAAAACACACACCAAUCCAUGUGCACCGGAGCCAUGAGCCAUAUGACAGCAGUGGUCUUGUCACAUGGAGCCCUUACAGGGCCUCUGAUGAGAUUGCCAUUAUAUCUUUACCCAGCACUCAGGUAAGAUGAGUUUGCCAUAUCUUUGCCAAACACUCCAUGUAAGCUUGGAUUGCAAUAAUCAGUAUCAACAAUUGUUUAAGAUAUUUCAAUAACAAGUUGCUUCUAAUUUGUGGGGUGGCUGGAAAUAUAUAAGCAUUUAUAUUCUCUACCAAAUUACAUUGGCAUAUUUAUACAUGCUAUCUACAUACUAGGUCAAAAAAAGAACUAAAACUAUUUAUUUAAGAGGCAGAUCUGUGGAGAUUGAAAGUUGUACAAUUUUAGAAGCAGUAAAAAAAAUAUGUGCAGAUUUUGUGAUUAGUUGCAAUUAAAGUCAUAUGAACCAUGAACUUAUCUCCCUUCUGAACAUACAGUUUUAUUAUUGGAUUCAGACAGACAGACAUACACAGGAAAUUAUCAGAUUUUAUUUAGGUAGACAAGAUUUAUAAUGCUCAAAUGUUUAACUCUUUACAUUCCUUGAAUUUUGCAAGUUUUUCAUGAGAUUUCUAGUGACCUUAAAAAAGAGUCAACAACUUUUAGAAUCCCUGUCUAAAGUUCAUGAUGUUAUAUAUAUUAUUGUGGGGAAAUGCAUGAGGUUUCUAAAAAUAUUUGUUUUCAAACACAUAGUGUCAAUACUUAGAAGUUGUGAAUAAAAUAAUGCAAUUUUUUUUAAUGAAAAUGUGGAUAAAAAAAAAUUGGUGAUCACAUGCAGAGAAGGAAAAAACAAACCACAUAAAAUUAUUUAGUAAAAUCUGUUAAUUUAGAAAGCAAAUUCAUUUUCUUAUAUCAUAUGCAUGAUUUAGAACAUUUCAUGAGAAUUUGACCAAAAUAUUAAUUAUUUUGUAAAAUGUGUCAAAAUGAGGAAAUAAUUUUUAAAAAAUAAAAAUUACCGCCCCCACCAAGUAUUCACAAAAAUUACAGGUUAUUAUUAUUUUACCUUUUAAAAAUUACUUCAAGCUUUUAAAAAAUAAUAGAGGUUUUAAACUUCAUGGUACUGUUAGUCAGAAAGUUUCUUGUUAUUUUAACAAAGAUAAAUUUACCAUGCGCUAUAUUUGAUUUAUAAUUUUAUUUUCUUAGCAUACCUAAUUUAUAGCCCUAGCACACUGACAAUUGCUUUUAAAAUCUAUGCAAUCAGGAAUUAUUGCAUUUAGAUUGUAUUUGGUGUUAUUUACAUUUGCAGCACUUGAUAAUUUCCUUGGUGAAGUCAAUUGAGAAUAAAAUGUCAGGUAGCUUCAGUUCAUCUAUAUCAUAGUUUUAUUUUGAACAAUCCUGAAGAGAUUAUAGCUGGCAUUAUCAACCAAAUGGAAAAAGGGAUUAGUCCAGUGCUGUUCUUUUUACUUAGAAUGAUAUAUUCAUUUAUCAACUGGUCAACACCAAACAGGUCACAGGAAUGAAUUGUAUGAUUUCAAAAUCUGAUUUGACAAUAUUUGGUUUUCUCCCCAAUAAUUGCCUAGAAAGACACCAUCAGUUUGGUUUUGUUCACAAAAGAAAAUCCAUUUGCUGUCAUAUUAUUUGAAAUAAGUGAGGCUUGUCUAAUUUUCUCUCCACUGAACAUAGUAUAAGUUAUGUUAUCUCUUAUCCAUCACAUCAUAUCACAUUGCUUUGGUUUUUAUCUUUACUUACUUCUGUUAAAGUCUGACAAGUUCACUUUGCACAGUUUGUCCUCAUUGUCUGUAUCAUUAUUACAAACUUUGAAGAAUGUCUUAUUUGAAUAAAUCUGUUUUUGGCAAUAGGGCAUGAGCCCACAAUUCAUGGUAGUAAUGAAACAUUGUUGCGGUUGACGGGUAUUUUUGUACACUGAGGACUUGUACAGUUGACAUGCACAUUAGUAGUCCUAGAAAUGUGUAAAAGUGAUAUGUUGUUGAGAUAUCAACAAACCACAGUUGAUGGAAGGUUUAGAAGGUCCCAUGGUAGUUGAAUAGGUGUAUUUUACAAAUUUUCAACCAAAUUCAGUGUGAAACAUAUCUUGAAAAUCCUUAGACUUUAGGAUGCAGAUUGUAUCCAUGUUAUGAUGACAUUUCUUCCCACACAAGUCAGCCUGGCUUUCUGGCUGGGGGAAACUUAGGAUUGGGAACCAGUGGGUCAUCAUCUCGAACCUCAUACAAGCCUAGCCUGUGAAUGUAAAAGAAGAACUAAUAUUAUAGACCUAUCUGAUGCAACUAUUAGGGAUGCAAUGAAUAUAAAAUAUAUAUUUACUUAAAUUUCCAGUUUUUAAUACUUCAAAUACUGUCUAAAAACCGUUAUGACCAAAAAAAAUUAGUGUCAGAUUAUUAAUUUUUUAUAACACACAUCGAUGUAAAAUUUCAUAGUCUGUAGGAUAAAAUAUAUCAUAAUAAACAGUGCUGACUGCAUUCUUUACAUUCCUUAGCAACAGUUUCUAAGCAUAACGUCUUCUAAAAUUAUUUAUGUAAUAAAAUAUUCGCAAAUUUUACAAUGAUUUUAUUUGCGUAGAUUCAUUUUAAAAUGGGUAGUAAAUACUUCAAUUAUGAUUAAAAAUAGAAUUUAAAUCGAUAAAAUAAAAAUAAAAGUAAAAAAUCUAUAAAAAAAAUAUAGAAUGAAGAAACACUUGAUUACUAACCUUCUAGUUUUAGUGACCAUAAAGGGCUAUAAAGGCAGAUUCUCAUCAAAAUCUGCAUCAAAGUCUCUAGAUUCAGGUUACCAACUAUCUUCCCCAGAUGUUUCAGAUAAAAUUUGAUCAAUAUUUUCGUCAGUAUUCAUUAUUUAAAAUUUUGGGCUGCCGAGUCGACUAGCGUCUUACAAAAAUUUUCCCAAAAUGGGGAGUAACACUUCGGCAUGUCACGUGAACCUCGAACUCGCAAAAAAACAACAAUUAUUAUUUAAAAUCUUUAAACAUUAUUAUUUUUUUUUUUCUUCCAAAUGUAUGAUAAAAUAGGUAUAGAUCACUUAAAAAAUAAAAAAGACAAUAUUUUAUUAGCGAAAAUAACCAACGUAUAUAGUUGUACGCUCCCUAUAUAAGAGGAAUGAAAAGAGUUAAUGUUUUAAGUUCCACUCCCAUGUUUCUGGGACCUCCUGUUUUACAUUGCUUCUGUUUCUUAUAACUUUGGUAAAACAAUUUCAUUUCCUAGACCAACCUGUCCAGCGUUCCUCCACAACAAGAGAGACUGACCACGUCCACUUUCACAGAGUCAAUGCCAAGCAGCAUACGGACGAGCUAUUACGCAACCCAGCCUGGAGAGCCCAUCGUAAUCAAAACCAAAAAUAUGGAUUCGAAUCUCCCGUCUAAUGGCAGCCAUGCACGGGAUGGGUCAUUUUCUAAGCCCGAUGACGAAAGGGGGCAUAGCCAUCGUACCGCCAAUGGUGGUUAUCAUCAAGAAACAUUCCAGAACCCGGUGUAUGAGAACACAUUACCUUUGCGUCCUACCGACCGGUACACAGAUCCGUACCAUGGACUGGCCUCGUACCAAGACCUGCCUGUUUCUCAAAUUGUAGAGCCAAACAAGAGGAAUGGAAGGGCCAUGAAACCAAGUGCCUGGCAGGAGGAGAGAAAUAAACUCAGUCAGCCAAACUCAGGUAGCAGCAGUCCUCGUGGAGGAGUCAUAGACGUACGUAGGCACGUACCACCACAGAGAGGAGAGAAGAAGAACUUGGAUGAAGUUGAUGUUAUCAAAGAAAGCCUUCAGCCAGGGGCAUCACCCCAGCCGUUGAUCAACAGUUUGAGGGAAGAGUUACAGGUACUGUCCAGUAAGAAGAUUGUUGAGAAUCAGACCAAGAAAGGUAGUUCAGACUCAUUUAGGAUGAAAUCCAAUGGAUCAAGCCAGAUUUAUCCACAUGAUGAGAGUGUAUCCAGUUGGGGUUCUAUGCACAGAAACACCAGCAAUGUUUAGAAUCUAAACUGAGUUGUUGCUGAUCAGAUGAAAGAUAAAAUGUUUAGCCAUCCUACACUUUUGUACAGAUCAUACCAUGAUUUGAAAUUAAUGAUGAUGUUCGACAGGUUUUUCAGAAAUCAAUCCUAUAAAAUGGGUCAACACUUUACCAUAAUUAAAUGAACCCACUUUCAAAAUAUUGUUCCUUAAGAUUAUUCCAUUAUUAGGAAUAAAAUCAACUUUGAAAGAUGCACUUAAGUUUUAAGCUUAUCAAGGUUUUUUCUUCUUCUGUCUUGUGCUGGUCAUUGACAUGAAUAUGGCCACAACUAUCAAAAUAUUGUGUCAAAUUUAUUCAAUUGAAGCUGUUAAAUUUUAUUGUUAAAAACACUUACAAGUCAUUACCAUCUGUUAAAUAUCAACAGCCCUUAAAAACAUCAACAGCCCUGUGAAAUAUCAAUAGCCCUGUUACAUAUCAACAGCCAGGGCAAAUAUGUCAAUUUUUUCAGAUGUUCUGGGCACAAUUUUUUUUUUUGAUUCAGUUACUGAUUCUUUUCUUUUUCCUUCAUUUUCUUUUAAUUGUGUAGGAAAUUUUGACCACUGGAUGUCUUUCAAGUUAUUAUCUUCUGUGCCUUAUCAUGAUGUAGUUAUGAAAUGAUGUCAUUCCAGCAGAUUUCCAAACCUGGACCAUAGAAUUAUUCUCUUGUGAUCGUCUAGGGUGCGGUUCAGUUACAGUGAAUCCAUCUUGGUGAUAAACCAAAAAUAAAUGUUAAAGGGGAACUAACCUAUGUUUUGAAAUUGACCCUGGAGAUUUUUUUUUGGGGGGUGGAGGGUGUUUAGAAAAAUUAAGGAAUGUUGAAUAAAUGCUUUUCAAUUUCAUCGUCAACUGAAAUUUGUAGUAUUAUUAGUUAUGAAUCUGGUUUAUAGAUGUGCUGUUACAAUAGAAGUGAUGCAUCAGUACAAGUUUUAGCAGCAGGCUCUGGUCAUCCAUAGAUGUGCUGGUACAAUAAAUGCAUCAGUACAAGUAAUACCAGCAGGCUCUUGUCAUCUUUAGAUGUGCUGGUACAAUAGAUGCAUCAGUACAAGUUGUAGCAGCAGGCUCUUGUCAUCUUUAGAUGUGCUUGUACAAUAGAUGCAUCAGUACAAGUUAUAGCAGCAGGCUCUUGUCAUCUUUAGAUGUGCUGGUACAAUAGAUGCAUCAGUACAAGUUAUAGCAGCAGGCUCUUGUCAUCUUUAGAUGUGCUGGUACAAUAGAUGCAUCAGUACAAGUUAUAGCAGCAGGCUCUUGUCAUCUUUAGUUGUGCUUGUACAAUAGAUGCAUCAGUACAAGUUAUAGCAGCAGGCUCUUGUCAUCUUUAGAUGUGCUGGUACAAUAGAUGCAUCAGUCAUGGUGUCUUGAUGGGAAAAGAAAGUUAGACUUAAAAAAAAAUAUUUAAAAAAAAAUGAAACAAAGAACUGUUUGUCUAGAAAGUUCCCUUUACAAUUAUGGGUAUUACUAGUUCUUAGUUUCAGCUUGCAAUCAAUUAUUGAUAUCCAUUGUUGAAUAAAAAAGUAGAGCAAAAUGACUUUUUCUACAACACCACACUAACUGCUGUUGGGAAAAAAUGUGCAUAUAUGUUUUGUUACUCUCUAAAAAUAUGGUUUAUUAAAGCUAGAUGUUAAAUAGAGUUCAAGGUUAUAACUAUAACCAAUUGAGUUCAUUUUGUUAACAAGUAAUGGUAGAAACAUAAAAAUGAGCAUGCCUUGAUCAUGAUUAUUCAAUUCAACUGAAUUAAAGUAAUUAAUGUAAUUUAUGUAUUGACAAAUAUUUUGAUAAUGCUUGCAGCUAUAUCCUAAAUAUAUAUAUUUCAAAUUUUUAUGUUUUUUUUUAAUAAUAGUUUUUUAAAAAUAAUAAAUGUUUUUUUUAAAAUACCGUACAUAGAUUUUAAAAGAUGCCUUAUGUAUAAUAACAAAAUAUAUAACUUAACAAACAAAAUACUUAAUGACUUGACUUAAAUAAUAUUUGGUUGAUCCUUUUUGUACGUUAUAUUUUAUGUAAUCUUAUAUUAUGAUACAGUGUGUCUGCAGGUGUCCUCCUCUCGACAGAUAAAACAUAUCACCCCCCAAUGAAUCUUUCAAUACUAUUUAUAUGAAAUAUUUAAUAUUGCUGAUGUUUCCGUCCAUUAUUUUUGUGAUUUUGUUCAUUGUUUUCUUGGUCCCUUUGGUCUACCUUGGGUUUCUUAUGUGUGUAGAAGUGGGUGGUGUUGAAGACUGAAGACUUUACUGCAGUUUGUUCCAUCUACUUGUACAUUAAAAGAAAUGCAUGACAGAUACUAAUUCAUGUUCGGAAAUCUUCAGUUUCAUUGAAGUGUCAGGUGAUAGCUAUAAAAUAUUUAGGUAAAGAAAUUCUUUAAAAUGCUCAAUGUGUGGUUAGCAUAUAAUUAUUUUUUAAAUUUAUAGACAAAUGGGUAUUUUUUUUUCUUUUUAUUUUUUAAUUAAAAGUAAUUGUUCACAAUAAUACUACAUUCAAACCUUUAAACCAUUAAUUGCUACUUUUUUCAGUUAUAGAGAUAGUUUUUAUACUGUUAGAAUGUAUUUACACAAAGGGUACUGAAAUAUGUUUUUUAGGACACAGGAGUAAAUGUACAUUCAGAAUUUUAUGUUUAGUUGUCACAGGUUCAUGUUAUGUCACAUAUUACCACAUAUCUAACAUUGUAUACUUGAUCAGCUUGCAAUAUGAUCAUGCUACCUUUAUUAAAUGUACUAUUCUAUAAACUAUUCCACUUAUUUGGAAUUAUUUACAUCCACUUUGAUAUAAUGGCAUGUAUGUUUAUUUUUAAGAAGAACAUUCCAUGUUUCAGCAUUAGAAAAAGAAUACUGUUAGAUGUGUUUAAUAUUUGAGGGUGACAAAAAUUAAGAAUACAGGAUACAAAUUUGAUCUUCUAAUCAACCACUUUGAAAGGUGGGGGAAAAAAUAAAUUAUCUGAUUUGGUCACUUUUUAUUAUAAUAUCCUACUUAAAAUAAUUCUUAUUGAUUGUUUGGGAAAUCUUUGAUGCUAUUUCAAGAUGGUCUGGAAAUAAAUGUUCAUGAAUAU
This is a messenger RNA of Lymnaea stagnalis (great pond snail), 16454 nucleotides long. NCBI's taxonomy places the organism in Eukaryota, Metazoa, Mollusca, Gastropoda, Lymnaeidae. The record is from the annotation of a GenBank genome assembly.